AUGCUGUUUAGUACUGAGUACAUCAACUGGCAGAAGAAACCACUAUUCCAAGCUGUACCGUUGAGGCUGAAGGCCAUCGUAGAAACGAUGAUUGAGGAAAAGGGAUUGAAGAGUAAACUAUACUUCAAUGCUGUGCUUAAGUGGAUGCCAGCCGAUGAAGCCGCCAGAUUAGACUAUGAGAUUCCAGAAGAUGUUUUUAUUGACCAAUUAAGCGUGGAUCAUAUAGACUUUAUUUAUUCGCUAUGGACUCACAGCGACGUUUACCCCAAGUCCGACCUUUGGGAUACAGUAAGGUUAAACAUUGGUUUAGGUGUAUUCAGUCAGCUUAAUGGCGAGCUAUUGGCGUGGGUCAUGUGUGGCAGUUAUGGAGGUCUUAGUACUUUGAUGGUUCAUCCAGAUUACAGAGGACGUGGAUUUGGUAAGUUGAUUUUGUUGGCAGUCACAAAGGUAAUGGGUGAGAAUGGCGUCUCUCCUUAUGGACUUAUCAAUGAAAAGAACAACGUUUCGUUGGGUCUAUUUAAGAACGUUGGCUAUGUUAAACAUUCAACGCCAUUACCUUGCAUAGAAGUCGAAGACCCGGAUAGUGGGCCAUAA
This is a messenger RNA of Macrosiphum euphorbiae (potato aphid), 594 nucleotides long. NCBI's taxonomy places the organism in Eukaryota, Metazoa, Arthropoda, Insecta, Hemiptera, Aphididae. The record is from the annotation of a GenBank genome assembly.